AUGUCCUACGACCGCUACAUUGCCAUCUGCAAACCCCUGCACUACGGGACCCUCCUGGGCAGCAGAGCUUGUGUCCACAUGGCAGCAGCUGCCUGGGGCGCUGGGUUUCUCAAUGAUCUGCUGCACACGGCCAAUACAUUUUCCCUGCCCCUCUGCCAGGGCAAUGCUGUGGACCAGUUCUUCUGUGAAAUCCCCCACAUCCUCCAGCUCUCCUGCUCACAGUCCUACUUGAGGGAGGUUGGGCUUCUUGUGGUUGGUGUCUGUUUAUCUUUGGGCUGUUUUGUUUUCAUUGUGGUGUCCUAUGUGCAGAUCUUCAGGGCGGUGCUGAGGAUCCCCUCUGAGCAGGGACGGCACAAAGCCUUUUCCAUGUGCCUCCCUCACCUGGCUGUGGUCUCCCUGAUUGUCAGCACUGGUCUGAUUGCCUACUUGAAACCUCCAUCCACCUCCUGCCCAUCCCUGGACCUCGUGGUGUCAUUUCUGUAUGCGGUGGUGCCUCCGGCAGUGAACCCCCUCAUCUACAGCUUAAGGAAUCAGGAGUUCAAGGAUGCCUUAGGCAAACUGCCCCACAGGACGCUGUUUCACUGA
Molecule: messenger RNA, 585 nt
Organism: Cuculus canorus (common cuckoo)
Lineage: Eukaryota; Metazoa; Chordata; Aves; Cuculiformes; Cuculidae
Product: olfactory receptor 14A16-like
Exons: 1
Coding region: 1-585 (194 amino acids)
Biological process (GO): G protein-coupled receptor signaling pathway
Cellular component (GO): membrane
Molecular function (GO): olfactory receptor activity
Source: RefSeq, a predicted model, not a curated record